AACCAUCAGAUGGGACUGGUGGCGCUUUCCAUUACUGUUACCGUAGAAACCACAACACAAACCAUGCGUAACAACGUGCCGCGGGUCAAACAGCUGUGGCUUAAUUAAACAUAUGUUAAGUAACCUGGCUUCAAGUAUUAAAACCAGAAUGGCUCAUGUGAAAAAGUAUCGAGCAAAUGUGAAAACCGGAAACUGGAACGAGGACCUGCGCUUAGAAGAGGAUGCAAUAAAAGAGUACCUGGAGAAAAAAGAGAGGGGCGAGCUUGCUGCCCAGAAAGUAGACUUCCUCAAACAGAACAUCUUGAGCCCGGUGAAGCUCUCUGUGACAACGGACGGCAGAUUGCACUUUGGGGAUGUUGUGAUGUUGGUGAACACAGGAGGUGAAAACAGAGAGUGCAGCACAGUCAGCAUUAAUGCAGACACUGCCAGUUUGACAAAGAUUCCCUCACCUGGAAUUCAGGCCCCAUGUGGAAUCAGUGCGGGAAGAGAUAUCCAGCCCUGCACACGCACUGCCUUCAUUAUUACCAGUGUGGAUGGCAGUCCUGAAGGAUCCAAUCUGCUGUUUGAUCAAAGUUUUGCUCUUAAAACAACAAGUGGCUUUGCCAGGGGAGUUUAUUUGACGAGUGACCUGCAAAGUUUUCAAAAGUGUGCAAAGAAGUCCCGUCUCCAGGAAGUGAACUUGGUUGACGACUGCUCUUUUCUGUCAUGGUGGAAAAUAGUGCACUUUGACCCCCAAGAGAGGCUCGAAAAUGAGGGUCAGCCUGUUCCUGCUAAUGUGAAGGUGCUGGUCGUACACUGCAAGACAAACCAGGCUCUUGCUGUUCUGGGCGAUCAUGUCCUUUGGACCGCAUAUGGCAAAGAAUAUGAGGUGACGGCUCACACCUUCUUAGACUCCCACAGAGCUGAACAGGACAACAACCACUGGAUACUGUGCACCUCUGACCCUGCAGGGGUCGGGCUUGUAUUUCUCAACCACCCGGUGUCAGUAACUAACAACAAGGAGCUCACACAGGCAAAUCCAGAAUGAAUCUAAAACACAAUCCACCCUCAUGCUGUAACACAAAUAGACCAGACAGAUAGCACAGCAUUAAGAACACCUUAAGGUAUAAAAUAAAGGUAGUUGUUUUUUUGGCUUUU
Monopterus albus (swamp eel) is the source of this 1137-nucleotide messenger RNA. RefSeq names its product cilia and flagella associated protein 161 (gene cfap161). Gene Ontology annotation, biological process: cilium assembly. NCBI's taxonomy places the organism in Eukaryota, Metazoa, Chordata, Actinopteri, Synbranchiformes, Synbranchidae. The record is from RefSeq and is a predicted model, not a curated record. Gene Ontology annotation, cellular component: motile cilium. The coding region runs from base 113 to 1027 and encodes 304 amino acids. The transcript is spliced from 8 exons.